This is a messenger RNA of Prosopis cineraria, 1526 nucleotides long. RefSeq lists its product as uncharacterized. NCBI's taxonomy places the organism in Eukaryota, Viridiplantae, Streptophyta, Magnoliopsida, Fabales, Fabaceae. Bases 247 to 1380 code for a protein of 377 amino acids. The record is from RefSeq and is a predicted model, not a curated record. The transcript has 5 exons.
CAAAUCCCUAUGGUCGUCGUCGACUCGUCUCCGGCGUCCUGAUCUGCGUCAUCCACGAAUCCAAGAUGCCAAACUUCAGGCGAUGAAAUUAAAAAUUAAAAAUUAAAUAAAAAAAGCACACAAUAUUCUUUCCUCAGGAGCUCGGGAAAGGAAAAGGAAGAGCUAGCGAAUUGGCUCACUCUCGCCCUUUGGUUCCUCCGAAAUUCCAAUUUCGCGGACGCGCCUUCAAAGAACGUAGUUGCAGAUAUGGCGACGGCCUCGCCGGCACCUAACAACAAUAACAGCAGUGCGAUCUCGAGCGCCUCUACGACCCCUUCUAAGCCAACAACCCUGGCUGCCGCUGCUAGUUCGGGCCAUCGUAUGGACAUCGCUCCAAAAUCGCAACGUGGACAGAAUAAGCCUAAGUGCAGACAGUGUGGCAAUGUUGCUCGUUCUAGGUGUCCAUAUGAACAAUGCAAGAGUUGCUGUUCAAGAAAUCAAAAUCCUUGUCAUAUUCAUGUUUUGAAAGCAAAUUCUAGUCAUUCCGAGAAGACACCAGCUUCUGCUGCUGCUCCUCUUGAUCUGCCAUCCUCAGAACCAUCUCAAUCUGGGAAUGUAAGUAGAGCAGCAUCACUUCGACAACUUUCCAACAGUUUUGCCCAGUUCAAUAAUUUGCACGUCUCACUUCGAUCAAGGAAGCCACUAACCAGAAAGGAUGCUGCAGCUAUCAAUGAAUGGAGACUUUCCAGGUUAAGGGAGUACAAGGAGAGAAACAUUGAAGUGGAAAAUGAAGCUUUUGACCGAUAUAUGCAGAGCGUGGAUUUACUGAAGGAAGUAUUAUCUGUAGAGUCUAUGGAGGACAAUACGCCCUCUGUAGCAGAUUCAAAUCAAAUUUCAGUGGAGAACAACAAUGAAACAAUGAUCCAGAACCUGAAGUUGCAGCUAAGAUCAAGCUCAAUCAGAAGUGACCGUAUGAGAAUGCAAAUACAACAAAUUGUGGAUGAGGGAUUAAAGAAAGCUAAAAAAUGGGCUUUGGAUGGUCACAACAAUGAAUCGAUUGAUGAAGAAGAAUCUAAUCAAGCUUCAAAAAGGGUCAGGACAGAAAGGCUCUCAGUUAUCAGUGAUCUUAUAGAGAAAAUCAAUAGAGCCCGAAAUGAGGAGGAUUUGAAAUCGUGCCUGGAGGUGAAGUUGCAACUUUUCAAUUCAGACAAAGGCUCUUGCACAAUGGAACUUGAAGACAAUGAAACGCCAAAGAAUAAGACUGAUGAUAGUAAUACUGCACCUGCAAAAGAAAUAGACUAUUCUCUACCUAAAUUGGUUGGCACUGCUGAAAUUGAUCAAGAAACUCUUAACAUCAUAGACAAGCAGUUUUCUUCUUUUGAGCAUGUGGAGGAGUUAUGACCUGUGAGGCAAUAUUUCUGAAUGGUUAGGCGUAUCUUCUAGAUAGGAGUAGGCAUCCGAAUGUUGUUGUAUUGUUUUUACCCUCGGAAUGAUGUUGUAUUGUUUACUUACUGCAUCAUAAUAUGAUUAGGCAAAAUCCUAUUUAA